AUGUUGGCUCGGAACAUAUCUCGGAGUUUUUGGAAUGCUUUGCGUCUGGAGACCCGAUUAUUAUCUUCAAAUACAGCCAAGCCACUGCAUGAAGCCAAAGAAGGUGUAGAACCAACUCAGGCUGAAGCACUGGACAAGGACAUCUGCCUGUUAGUGGAUGAGAAGGACAAUAUCAUUGGUACCGCAACCAAGAGAGAAUGCCACAAAGUCGGCCCUGAGGGUGACAUCUUGCUGCACCGAGCCUUUAGCGUUUUCCUUUUUAAUAAGAGAGGUGAUAUGUUGUUACAAAGGAGGUCAAGCCAAAAGGUUACAUAUCCAGAUUACUACUCCAACGCCUGCUGCAGUCAUCCAUUGUACAUAGACAACAAGCCAGAGAACAUUGUAGAAGCUGCCCGGCGGAGACUGAACCAUGAACUAGGCAUACCAAUGGACCAGAUGGAGCCGGAACUGUUCACGUUCCUGACGCGCGUGCACUACCACGACCCCGGCGACGGCGUGUUCGGCGAGCAUGAGAUCGACCACGUGCUCUUCUUGCAGGGCGACGUCAAGAUCAACCCCAACUCGGACGAGAUAUCCGAGUACUGCUUCGUGCCCAAGAACGAGUUCAAUGCAUAUAUUCCGACGUUGGAAGGGCCGAUAACACCCUGGUUCAACAUGAUCAGGCGCCAUAGACUGAAGCUAUGGUGGGACAACCUUCACCGUCUCAAGGAACUCGCCGAGCCAGAGAAAAUACACAAGUUCAUAGACAAAUAAUCAUAACUUCUAUUUAUAUUAUGUUGUCAUUAUCUGUGUAUAUAAUUAAUUACGAACAAGGAGGCAGUAACAAUUUAGCAUUUCAUUUAGUUUACUUCAAUUAAUCAAAUGUGUAAAUUUUCUUUAAUAUGUAUACCUAUGACGCCAAUGACACUUCAAAUAUCUGAACAGUUGUUAAGGGUGGCAUUUCGCCUGUCCAAUACCUUGGUCCAAUGUGUAUUUGCGUUUUACAUUUUGCUUAAUGAGAGAAUGAGACUUGAGUUAACGAACCAAUAUUAUGUUUGCGUAUCUGUAUGUUUCAUGCGUCAGAACCUUUAAUUUAUUGCCAGUGUCAUUAUCAUUACUUAUUAUUUUAUUUAUAUUUGUAAAUUUUAGCUCGAGCUACACAAAUAAGGCGCGAUAAAGCGAAAAUAGACUUUACAAACACAAUCCAUAAGUUCUGUCGCGCACAGGUGUAUCUAGUUUGGUUCUAUAAGCAAACAGCUGAUAAACAUUAGUAGGUAAUUAGAUAUUUAAAUAGUUCGAAAUACAAAUUAUAUUCAAAUUAUUUAUUUUAUUAAACGCUAUUCUCCA
Messenger RNA from Cydia strobilella, 1326 nucleotides. RefSeq names its product isopentenyl-diphosphate Delta-isomerase 1 (gene Idi). Gene Ontology annotation, biological process: isoprenoid biosynthetic process; isopentenyl diphosphate biosynthetic process. The transcript has 5 exons. Gene Ontology annotation, cellular component: cytoplasm. Gene Ontology annotation, molecular function: isopentenyl-diphosphate delta-isomerase activity. The record is from RefSeq and is a predicted model, not a curated record. Bases 1 to 753 code for a protein of 250 amino acids. Lineage: Eukaryota; Metazoa; Arthropoda; Insecta; Lepidoptera; Tortricidae.